Molecule: messenger RNA, 920 nt
Organism: Tyto alba (common barn owl)
Lineage: Eukaryota; Metazoa; Chordata; Aves; Strigiformes; Tytonidae
Gene: MRPL13
Product: mitochondrial ribosomal protein L13
Exons: 7
Coding region: 96-635 (179 amino acids)
Biological process (GO): translation; negative regulation of translation
Cellular component (GO): mitochondrial large ribosomal subunit; ribosome
Molecular function (GO): mRNA binding; structural constituent of ribosome
Source: RefSeq, a predicted model, not a curated record
CGCAGGGCAGCGCUUCCGCUUCCCGCCGCUGCGGCGGCCCCGAGGCUCCGCUUCCCUCCCCCCCCCUUCCCCUCCGCCGCGGCGGCAGCGCGGCCAUGGCCAGUUACACCAAAGCGGCGCAGCAAUGGGCUACUUUUGCCAGAGCCUGGUAUCUUCUUGAUGCAAAGAUGCAGCCACCAGGAAAGAUAGCAGCUGCGACUGUAAUCAGACUUGAAGGCAGGAAUAAACCUAUUUAUCAUGCACUAAGUGAUUGUGGAGAUCAUGUUGUCAUAAUAAAUACAAGACAUAUUGCCUUCUCUGGUAAUAAAUGGGAACAGAAAGUAUAUUCUUCACACACUGGCUAUCCUGGUGGUUUCGGACAAAUGACGGCAGCUCAGCUCCAUUUGAAGGAUCCAACUGCUAUUGUUAAACUGACUAUUUAUAGAAUGCUUCCAAAAAACCUUCAGAGAAGAACUAUGAUGCAGAGGCUGCACCUGUUCCCAGAAGAUGUUAUUCCAGAAGAUAUAGAGAAGAAUCUUCUACAAGAGAUUCCUCAGCCACGUGCAGUCCCCAAGAGGUUAGAUGAAUAUACACCAGAAGAAAUUGCUGCCUUUCCAAAGGUUUGGACUCCACCCAAAGAUUUUCGAAGAAAGUAAUAACAAUAAAAGAAGUGGUGCCAUUGGGAAUGUCUCUCCUCCUUGAAAAAAAAGUACUAACGUGGAAGCAUCUGUGCAUCUCGGUCAAAUCUUUUUUUACAGAAUGUUUUUGACUGAUGUUAGCAAACUGUAUUUGGAAAGAUUAUAAAAGUUACUGUAUUUGAAACAGCUAACAAUAGAUAUUAUAUUGUUAAUACCACCUGUACUCUGUGUUGUAUGGCCUGGUAUUUGUUAAUUACAUUUGUUUUAAUAUUAUUAUUAAAGAAUUGAUAUAUUUUAAAUCAA